GAGUAAACAUCAGUCAGUUCUCGGCUACGACUCGUGGAAGAAACACUGGUGCUGUGAAGUGCGAGAUUCCUUCCUUGAUGGGUGAUUUUCGAGCAGAAAAUGUAUGGUGGCGCGGAGACGAGCGAGCAGGAGACUCGGAAGGAUAUCUGGAAGUCGCCAAAGAUGGGCUGUUGCGAUACCCGAGUUCACUCGGCCGAGUCCGAGCGGGGGAGUCCUGACCUCCUGUCGGAAGGACUUUCACGGGACCGAAAUUGCACUAAUAUGUUGUGGAUUAUCGUUUUAGUUUUGUACACUGCGUUCCUGUUGUUUAUUUCUGUCGAGGCGGUCCGAUACACGAAUCCAUGGAGAUAUAUUUACGGGACAGAUGCGAACGGCGACGUGUGCGGAAUGAAAAACCUCAAGUCCGGACGAGAUCUCAGCAAUCGACCUUUUCUCGACUCGGAGUCGGCGGUCUGCGUGGCCAACUGUCCUCCCGGUCAAAUAGUCACCCGCAUGCACCGAUGUUCGCAACCGGAGUCAAAACCACAGCAGAAACCGCUGAAGCGACCCGGAACGGUGUCGGCUCUGGAAAAAUCAAGCCGGGAAGCAAUGAACGUGAGUCGUGAUUCGCUAUACAGGUUCUCGAUCCUCCCUGAGAAGCACGCCCGACAAGUUGAAGGUUUCCUGGAGAACGUCGUUCAGGACAUAUCUCUCUGCCGACUCGAAUUGCUGUACAUGUGCCUGAUUGCGUUAGGCUGCAGCAUUCUAGUGAUUAUUCUAUUGAGGUUCUUCACGGGUUUCAUCGUGUGGUUCUUCUUGAUAACUAUAACGGGCGUGGCGUUGGGCUCGACAAUGUUCCUGUGGUUACAAUACGAUUUGAGUCGCAAACAGGGAAAGCCCACGGGACUCUUCUAUUAUGGAGCGAUAGCUGCGACUGUCGGAACGGCGAUGUAUUUGCUCAUUCUUCUGGUUCUCCGGAAACGCAUACAUUUGACGGCGACCUUGUUCCACGAAGCCGGCCGUGCGCUGUCGUCCCUUCCAUUUCUAUUCUUGCAACCGAUCUGGACUCUCCUGAUCACGGUCGGGUUUCUCGCGCUGUGGCUCUAUUCUUUCAUGUACGUGGUGGCCGCGGCGGCAGACGUCCACCGGCGAGAGGAGAGAUAUAAUUCCACCGAAGGAGCCAUGGUGUACACCGGCGACAAAAACUUCGACAAACAUCUUGCCAAUAUAUUUCUGAGUGGGCCGGUGCUACAUAUGUUAGGAUUCCUCUGGUGGACUCGCUUUUUCUUAUCGUGUCAACACUUUGUCAUCGCAGGGUCCGUCGCUGCGUGGUACUUCUCUAGGAAUCGGAAGAGGCUACAUCUCCCAAUUUUGCGGGCGACCGGGAUCCUCGUCGCCUACCAUCUGGGCUCAAUCAUCUUAGGAUCUCUCCUAACAGCUUUUCUACGUUUACUUAGAAUUCUCCUAGCAAUCGUGAAUCGUGUCGCCGCUCAGGACCGCUGCUCACACGCGUGUACGGUGUGCUGCAGCUGUUGCUUAGCGAUAUUCGAACGUUUUCUGAAGUACAUCAAUCGGAAUGCGUACAUACUGAUAGCCAUCCAUGGCUAUCCCUUCUGUCAAGGGGCCCAUGAGGCUUUCAGCUUGUUGACAUCGAAUAUACUUCGGCUGUCAGCCAUCAACUCAGUCGGAGAUUUCCUCCUCUUCCUUGGCAAGGUCGCGAUAGUCGCGGCAACUGUCGUAUCGGGUAUCGAAAUUCUCCAGGCCAAAGAUCUUCAGGAGAGCGGGUUGUCGUACCAUUGGGUACCGGUGGCGUUUGGUGGCGUUUUCGCCUAUGUCAUAGCCGACUGCUUCUUGUCCGUGUAUGAGAUGGUGAUCGACACUCUCUUUCUAUGCUUCUGUGAAGAUACUCGUCUCCAUGAUGGAAUCAAUCAACCUUACUUCAUGAGUGUUUCUCUUUUGAAUUUCAUUAAGAAGAGUCGACGGAAGAUGAUUCGCAAGGUCUCUUCGGAAAGCGAGAGGAAAUCUCCACCGAAAUACUGAUUCACCGAUCGGAUCAGAGCUGUCGAUUAUAGACUUCCCAGCUCUAUAUCCCUCUACCAAACUCGUCGAGCGCAUGGGGUUCGAGCUCAGCCUCUGGGAACGAUGUUCUCUCAAUCGAGCCCAAAGACGAAGAAAACAUAUGCAAUCGCCGAUCACCGCAUUUAUAGAGUGGUGCUCUAUUUUUAUAAACGUGCAAGCUUGUGACACAUC
Molecule: messenger RNA, 2229 nt
Organism: Galendromus occidentalis (western predatory mite)
Lineage: Eukaryota; Metazoa; Arthropoda; Arachnida; Mesostigmata; Phytoseiidae
Product: choline transporter-like protein 1
Exons: 14
Coding region: 100-2019 (639 amino acids)
Biological process (GO): transmembrane transport
Cellular component (GO): membrane
Molecular function (GO): transmembrane transporter activity
Source: RefSeq, a predicted model, not a curated record